Molecule: messenger RNA, 1947 nt
Organism: Sporisorium graminicola
Lineage: Eukaryota; Fungi; Basidiomycota; Ustilaginomycetes; Ustilaginales; Ustilaginaceae
Exons: 1
Coding region: 1-1947 (648 amino acids)
Biological process (GO): thiamine biosynthetic process
Cellular component (GO): cytosol
Molecular function (GO): hydroxymethylpyrimidine kinase activity; phosphomethylpyrimidine kinase activity
Source: RefSeq, a predicted model, not a curated record
AUGUCGCCACCGAGAGUGCUGACCAUCGCCGGCUCCGACUCGGGCGGUGGCGCGGGCAUCCAAGCCGACCUCAAGACAUUCCUCUCCCUCGGCACUUAUGGCCUCUCGGUGCUCACCGCCUUGACCGCGCAAAACACCACCGGAGUCUCGGCCAUCCAUGCUUGCCCACCUGAGUUUGUCCUGCAACAGCUCGAAUCGGUCGUGUCCGACAUACAAAUCGAUGCCAUCAAGAUGGGCAUGCUGUGCAAUCACGACAUUGUAGCUACACUCGCAACAAGGCUGCGAGAAUGGAAGGCAUCGACCGAUUCGCAUGGCGGAAACAGCGUUCCGAUCGUUCUGGAUCCCGUCAUGGUUUCGACUUCAGGCUCGCUGCUGCUCUCGGAAAGCGCGAUCGAGGCGCUCAUCCGCCAACUCCUUCCGCUCUGUACCAUCCUUACACCCAAUCUGCCCGAGGCGCGACAGCUGCUCACCUACGCUGCCAAGUUCACUUCCUAUCAAUCAGGACCUGGCGAGCUCGAGCUGGCACAGAACAAUGAGAACACCGAGCUUCCACAGAUGCUGGCAGCGGCAAAAAGCAUAGCCAAGCUUGGACCACCGGCAGUGCUCGUCAAAGGUGGGCACGCCCAGCUCAGCAGAUCGCAGAUCGACUCCUGGCUGCAAAGCAUCGAAAGUGAAAGCAAGGGCUCAACACAGAUCAGCCCAGCAACACGCCCUACACUAGCAUCAAUAACAUCAGAACGAUACCCUCAACGCAAUGACACGCGCAGCAAAGAUUCCAGUUUUGAGGCGGCAGGCAUCGACGAGGAUUUGAAGCAGCUAGCUGGUAUCGAUGGCGCCAUCAUCACACAACGCGGCAAUGUCACAGUCAUCCGGACUGACCAGAUUCCCUUUAGCCAGGUAUUGCAUCCGGAUGGAGCACUGCCUGGCGACGACAAACUGGUGUGUGACGUCCUGUAUCAGCACAACGACGAUGCAGAUGGAUCAUAUGUGCUUUUCGUUAAGCCGCUGCUAGACUCAAAAGCAACGCAUGGAACUGGCUGCACGCUAUCUUCAGCGUUGGCAGCAUCACUCGCUCAAGGUUACACGUUACUGCGCUCCACAUCGAUAGCGAUCAAGUACGUUCAACACGCCAUCGCUAACGGGAUCGAAGACCUUGGCAAGGGAUCUGGCCCCCUCGACCACUCGUACCCCUUCCAACCGCGUGGGCUGAUCCUUGCAUCAGGAACACCGUCAAGCGAGACUGCAACUCUACCACUCGCACUCAACCGCAGUCUCAUAUCCAACUCGAUUCAAGAAUGGACAGCCUUCGUGCAGCACCCAUUCGUACUGGGACUGGCCGACGGAACCUUAGCACGCGACGCAUUCGAGUGGUUCAUGAAGCAGGAUUAUCUCUUUCUGCGCCACUAUGCUAGGAUCUGGGCGCAGGCAGCCGCAUCGCCUGACAAUACGUUCGAAGAAGUCUCGACGCUAGCCGAGAUGGCACGAGCUAUGGCUGAGGAAGCAAAGCUGCACCUGCGUCUCUGUCAGGAGAGUUUUGGGAUAUCGGCAAACGAGCUGGAACACGAGACAAUGGAAAGCGCAGCCACGCUCACGUACACACGCUAUGUACUCGACACGGCGCGGUCAGGCGACAGUCUUGACUUGCUGGUAGCGGUCAGCCCGUGCAUGGUCGGCUACGCCCAGGUCGGGCUCUGGCUUGCACAGCAUCGCAAGGAAAACAUCCACAAGGACUAUGCCGCCUGGAUCGAGGCGUACUCCAGCGACGACUUCCAACGGGUUGUGCAGCGUGCCAUGCGCUUAGUAGAAGCCAAAGCAGCUAGAGAUGCGCCUUCUUCGCACAGGCUGUGCCAGCUGCAGAAGACGUGGAACGCAGCUUGCCGUCUCGAGGCGGGCAUGUGGGACGAAGCUGUCGAUGCGAGUCUUCGCAGACUGGUGCUUGAGCCCUGA